Dalotia coriaria is the source of this 8833-nucleotide messenger RNA. Its product is annotated as zinc finger protein 502-like. The transcript is spliced from 3 exons. The record is from RefSeq and is a predicted model, not a curated record. Gene Ontology annotation, biological process: regulation of DNA-templated transcription. Gene Ontology annotation, molecular function: DNA-binding transcription factor activity, RNA polymerase II-specific; RNA polymerase II cis-regulatory region sequence-specific DNA binding. The coding region runs from base 702 to 2912 and encodes 736 amino acids. NCBI's taxonomy places the organism in Eukaryota, Metazoa, Arthropoda, Insecta, Coleoptera, Staphylinidae.
GCGCGCUCUCACUUCCCACUGCAUGUGCAUCGCGUCCGUCGCGGGCUGCUGCUGCUGCCGCGCCGCCCCGCCGCCCCGCUUCCUCUUCUUCGUUCCACGCCGUCGUUCAUCUCGCGCCGCGCCGGAGAGGACCGAGAGAGGAGUCUCGCGGGCCGCCGAAUCGGACGGACGGACGGAUCAUGUCGCGGUCGCCGCGUCGCGAGCCAGUCGUGCAGCGAGCCUGAGCCACCACCAGCCAGCAGCCUGGAAGCGGGAACACACCACACACGCAAGAAGCGCACCGGCGCGCGCGGGCCGAACGGAAAACCACCCAAGCACGCGGGAAAAACUCGUACUAAACCACACACCAACUACCACCCCCUACGAUUCAGAAACAAAGAACAGUUCGUACACUUCUUUGCACCGACUUGCAUCAUUUCGGAGUGAAACUAUUUCAAAAGUGUUUGGCGUGAAGUUGUGCGGUUGCAACUAAAUGGAGUUGCGUGUGCCGAGUGCGGACGAGUCCUCGCGCAGUGCGUUGAGGCAGGACAGUGUACGGUGUGUGAGUGUGUAAGGCAGUGCCAUGUGGUGCGUGAAGUGACGCCGCCGCGCGUACGCACCGACGCACCCGCACGCAACAGGAGCGCGUGGGCCACGCGGUCGUCGCCGCCGUCGCCGCCGCCGCCACCCCCGCUGCUUCAUUCACGCGCGCCCUACCAGUCAUGGCGAUCAACUUUUCGGCGUCGUUCGCCGCAUGUCUGGCCGCCGGCCUCAAGGUGCCCAGACAGAUCAUGUACUGCAUUUCCCAAGAUUCGAGCGCACCGUACGUUCUCUACAAAGACGGCAUUGAUCGCACGCAGAUGCAGUGGGGCUCGCAGGAGAGCUACGCCACCAAUCUUGCCGCCCACCAACAGCAGCAACAGCAACAAGCCGCCGCACAACAGCAACAGCAGCAACAACAACAACAGCAACAAGCGCAGCAAGCACCUCCGCAACAGCAGACAGCUUCCGGCGCGGCCAGUCCACAGCAAUCCCUGAAUCCCGCCAAUGUUCCCCUGGGUGUUGAAGCCGAUACAGUUGCACCUCGUGACCAAAGCUUACCCUCACCGGCGCCAUCUCCUUAUCCCGCUACACAAGCAGAGAGCCGAGAUGAUGAUCUCCCCAAUGAUCAACCGUCAAUGGAUAUGGACACCCGGCCGGCGUCCCAAUGUUUUCCACCUUCCGAUAUUAACCAACAGAGUUAUCAACAGUAUGCUCGUGCACCUCCACCGCCAAGCGCACCGCCUCCCAUGCCUCCACACAUGCUGGGCGCCGGUAGCUUCUCAGCGUUACAUUAUCUUAAACAACCUGGAGUUAUGGCACUCACGUCCCUCGGUUCCGACGGGCCGCAGUUGGAUCAGUACAAUAACAUGCAAGACAUCCGGUCCGCUGCGGCCGCUGCUGCGGCAGCAGCAUCCCUUCCGGACGUUAUACAACAGCAGCAACAACAACAGCAAAACGGCAUGAAGAACUCUUCUAAAGGACUGGGCAAUGAGCUGAGGCUGUUUAAAUGUCUCACCUGCGGGAAAGACUUCAAGCAGAAGAGUACUCUGCUGCAGCAUGAGCGUAUUCAUACCGACAGCCGUCCCUACGGCUGUCCCGAGUGCGGUAAACGCUUCCGUCAGCAAUCACAUCUCACGCAGCAUCUGAGAAUUCACGCCAACGAGAAGCCCUAUGCGUGCGUCUACUGCGAGCGGACCUUUCGCCAGCGCGCCAUUCUCAACCAACACUUGCGCAUUCACUCCGGUGAGAAGCCGUACGAGUGUCCGGAGUGCGGGAAGCACUUCCGACAGAAGGCCAUCCUCAACCAGCACGUCCGCACACACCAAGAUGUAAGCCCUCACCUGGUGUUUAAAAAUGGUAUUCACCCAACGCUGUGGCCGCAGGAUGUUCCCUUCCCGCCUGAUGAAGGUAAGGAAGAAGUGGCGUCGACGUACGGAGACGGCGACUCGCAAACGGACCGCGGCUGCUUUUCACCGAACAGCGUCACCGGCAACCUUCAGUACCCGUCGUACUUCAAAGACCAGAAAGGCAUGAGCCAUUCCGUCUUCGGCACAUCGCCCAAUUUCGGCGCCCUUCACUAUCUGAAGCAACAACAGGGCAAUGGCAAAGGACUUCCGGACGUGAUACAACACGGCCGCUCCGCCGGCAUGCCGCUGUACGUGCGUUGUCCCAUCUGUCAAAAGGAGUUCAAACAAAAGUCCACGCUCCUACAGCAUGGCUGCAUACAUAUCGAGUCGCGUCCGUACCCUUGCCCUGAGUGCGGCAAGCGUUUCCGACAGCAGUCGCACCUCACGCAGCAUCUGCGUAUCCACACGAAUGAGAAACCCUAUGGUUGUGUGUACUGUGGUAGGAAUUUCAGGCAGAGGACGAUCCUCAACCAACAUCUGCGCAUCCACACAGGCGAGAAACCGUAUAAAUGCCAGCAGUGCGGUAAGGACUUCAGACAGAAAGCUAUUCUAGACCAGCAUACCAGGACGCAUCAGGGGGAUCGACCGUUUUGUUGUCCGAUGCCCAAUUGCCGCAGGAGGUUCGCCACCGAACCGGAGGUGAAGAAACACAUCGAUAAUCACAUGAACCCGCACACGUCCAAGUCGAGACGCGAGUCCGCCGAGUCCAAACUGAACGUGAAUAACAACAGUUCGACGCCCGGUGGUGGCAAUGGCGGUGGUAACAAUAACGUCCCUACAGGCAAUGGCGCGAGCGUUGGCGGUACUUUAGGUGGUGCAUUGAAUAUCGGACGUGGGGCACUCACACCAAGCGCCGUCAUCAAACCAGAAUUGUACUUCCCGCAGUGCUACGCACCUGGUUUCAAUCCUCCGACGAGUCUGGCGCAGUUCCCUUCCGGUACGCCAGAGUUCAAGCCACCGAAUGGGGCUCUGCCUGCGCAGUGACCGACUGCCGGUGGUGGUUGACGACAACACAUCGAUUAGACGAAGCAACACAACAUAACGAAAGAUUCGAAACAAAAGAAACGAGGGGAAACAAAAGAAACGCAAACAAAACACAUAAAAAUGAAAGGUAAAUAAUAACGAACAAACAAAAAACACUAUCGUCGACAAAGGGGAUGAAAGAAUGAUAAAAACAGUCACAAAUCAAGAAAAGCUCGCUAGCAUAGAAAACAAUGGCGAAUCUUUAUUCUGUGUUAUCUUUUAUUUAGUUGGCGGCCGAUAUUUGUUUGUUUUUUUGAUUAAUUAGCCCCCGGAAAGCAACGCAAUACUAUUUUUACACAUUAUCGAACGCGAGCAAAGAGUUUGCAAAACUUUGAUUUGCGCACACGUUCUAGAUUAGUGGAUUUUUAAACGUUUUUUAACGAAUACGAUUUUAUUGUUUUUAGUUUUUAACGCGGUUGUACGAGAUGAAUACAUGAUGAAUAAUAUGCCCAAAAUGUGAUCUCUUAAAUGUAAUAUUUGUAAUAAUCGAGUAAGUUUUAAUACGGGAUGCAGGCCCCCCGGGUGUGGAAUUCACCUUAAAACAAAUGGAAAUUUUAAAUUAAAUUUAACCCCCAAAAAGUAAUCUCUCAUAACCUCACUAAAUUCGACGCGCGAAAAUGAUCUCAUGAUAUGCAGCUCAAAUGUUUUCAAUUGAACUUGGGGAGAGGUACAAGACGGUACUUAAAUUUUUGUUUUGAACAAACGAUACGAUUUUACAAAGUACAUAUAUUACUACUUAUUGUGCAAUUAAAUACGAUGAUACGUUACACAAUCAAAACAACAAAACAAACUUAUGAAAUAAGUCUAAAAAUUGCGCGCGGCCCCUCGUUGAAUGUAUUUUACACGAACAGACAAGAUAUGAACACAUAAAUCGUAUACGAUUAAUUUUUAUAAAUGUAAAUGGAUAUUUAACGGUUGAUUAUUGCGUGUGUAGGCGGGGAUAAAGUGACACUUUUUCGGUUUUUCGACAGACGAGUGAAUUUCCAAAGCGUAUACAUAAACGAAAGACGAUUUAUAUAUAAAAAUUAUAUAUAAAUAUAUUUAAACACGUAAAUUACGAGAAUUAUGAAUGUAGUCCAAUACGACUGUAAGGCACAUAAGACACACGUCUGAAUUAAUUUUUAUCUCAUAGUUUAUUUUUUAUUUUUUAAUGCAACUUAUUAAUUGUCUCGAUUUCUCUCUGUUUUUUUUUUACAUAGUACUUGUAAAUUUACCCUAUACAUAUUAUGCAUAUUGAUUUUUGAUUAUUAUUUGAUAACUUUUUUUGUAAAACCUAUAUUUAGCCGUUAAUUAAUGAUGGUGUGAAACGAUAUUAUUUGUUUUGUUUUUCUUUUUAAUUUUCUUUUUCUGCACUUUUUUCGAUUUCUUAGCGAUACACACACACAGCAAUUAUACGACGUAAAAGGUAAUAUUUUAAAUGGUUACUGUUUUGCGGAUAAACCAGAAACAAACGAUUGAUAGCGUUAUUUUUCUAUAAAUGUUACGCAGUGAGCAAAUCUUUGAUCACGACGCCAUUUUCUUAUUAAUGUUUAACUAAAUAAUCACUGAUUCUUCACCAAGUUAAUAACAAGAGAGUCUUCCGGUGGUUUUAAACUUUUAUUUUUGCCACAAUUCGCAAUAAAUAACUAAUUCCCAACUGGGAAUUAUUAAAAACACUUUUAUUUUGUUUGUAUAUACAUGGUUAAAGCAUAGAAAAGCAAUUUUCGUGUACUAGUGCAAAAAUAGACAUUUUGUACUAGUGUGAAGUCUUCAACAUAGAUGGUUUAAUUUAAUUUCAUGUUAGUAAUUUAAAAAUAGCCAAUUUGCCGCCGUCGCCGCAAUAGCAAUUACAGUGUCUUCCAUAAACUGCAUAAAUAGUUAACGUAACGAAGCAGAUACAAAUGCAAAUACUACAAUACUUGAAUUUAUAUUUACAAUAAACAGUUGCCAGAUGACAGAUACAGAUUUAAUUGUUCCGCUAUUACCGAUACCGGCUAUUUUGUUGACAAGUUUACAGAUUUUACAAGAGGUAGCAUAAACAGAAUCAAUUGCCAUAAACAAUAAGACAGACGUUGUGCGUGUGUCAUUUGUUUGUUACAUAGGUACAUAAAUAGGAAACGAAACAAUGGAUUAAAGAUAGAAAUAGAAAUAACCACAGCGCCAUCGGGAGACUACUCGCUACUGAAAACUGAUAAUUAAACAAACUUGUAAGCUUUGCAAUCCCUCCAAAGCAGUCUUACUAACAUUUUUCGUUUUUUUUUAACUAUAAAUUUCGACUUUUAAGAUAUUUAACACGUUUUUAAAUUAUUUCUUUAGUUGUUUAUCAAAAUUGUAUAAAAUUUCAAAAUUGGAAGUAAAACAAUUAAAUUGGAGCUAAAAGACUUAUCGAAUCGUGAUAGCAUUUAACUUUAAUUAUUUUUAAUUAUAAUAAAAAAUGCGGUUAAGGAAUAUGUAUUUACUCUUUGGAUAUUUGGCAAGGAUGAAGAAUAAGGGUCUAAACCAGAAUAAAACAAUGUUUUUUUUAAUUAUUAAAACAUUUAAACACUAAAAUUUAAAAUUUUAGAUUAGAUUUUAAAUUAAUUGAAACAGAAACGUUUAAUUCUUAUUAAAAUUGCUGCCUAAAUGCUUUUAAACUCGUUUUUUGUUUGAAAUUUAUCUGGUUUAUGACACUUUGACUCUUCCUAUGUCAAAAUAUGAUUUCUAAAUGUUUGAAUAAAUUGUCCUAGACAACCCAACACAGAGAAACAGGUAAUCUUCGCAGAAGAUCAGUUCUCGUAACAUUUUUCAUCGAUCAUUAAAAUCUACGGAAUACUAAGCAUUAAAAUAACUUACAAUCUAAGAAUAAGCUGCAAGCUAUAAGUAUACAUAAAGUGAAUAAGUGAAAGAAUACUUAUUAUUAAUAACAAAUUGCAAUUAUUUCUACUAUAUCUAUGUACAUAAUAUACAUAAUAUUAUAUUCAUAUACAUACAUUUAAAGAUAAUUAUAAUUGACAACUACAACUAACGAUUGAUCACACGCAUUUAAGAUUACAAAAAAAAAUACAUGUACACACACAUUCACACACACAAAAUUACUAUACCUAAAAUAAACAAAUUCGUCGCAUAUAUUAUACGAAUAUAUACGAUUUACAUUACGAGAUUUAAACGUUCAAAAAUAACAAGAGAUACGAUGAUGAUGCGUGACACAAAGACAAAGUGAUUAUGAAACGUGUGCAAUGCAAAAUGAUGCUGAUAUACAGUGUGAGAAACGAAUAGAGUUAGGUUUUAGGUACGGAUAAGGAGAGAUAAAAGAUUGCUUUCUAUCAUGUUGUUAUCCGUAUUGUUUCAUUUAUACACGCAGGACAUUACAAGAAGUCACUAGGAAAAUCAAAUUUUAAUGGUAGUUCUUGUAACGCUCUGUAUAAAUGUGGAAAUUGAUAAAUUGACAAAGCAAGCGUUCGGAUAUUGCUUCGAGUUGUGUGAGUUUUUCGUUUCUCUUUAGUUCAGUAUGGAAAAUUUAAAAUUAACAUUCGGAUUUUACCUUCUCAUUCAUAUUCUUAUUCUUAAAUCUUGUUAUACUUUGACUGCGCGUAAACGAAUUUAUUAAUCUCUCAUAUUUUUACACAAUACAAGAUAAUAAACGUAUUGCAACAAACUACAAGUGCCAUAGAAUCUUAAGACGUUUGAUUUUCUACAAUUGUUGUUUCUGCAAUAUUUUAACGAUGAAUACGAAACGAACAAACAUUAAUAGUUGAUUAAAUGAAUAAAUAGCGCGAACGCGAGUAAAUAUUGAACAGAUUCUUAACUCAGCGGUGUAGGUGAAGUAAAAGUGAGUAAAAUUAUGAGUUUUGUUUAUUUUAUGUUUAUUUUUGCGUAAUUUAUUGGUAAUAAUAUAAUCUAAGGUUAUAAACCGUUGUUCUUCACUUAUACCAUAUUAUAAAAUUAGUUUCCAAUGCAUAACACGUAUUUUGGCAGUAAGUUUGGCGAACAUAACUAAAAAAACCAAAACCUUUCGAAUGUAUACGAGUGUAUACGAAAAUUCAUACGAAUCAUACGAUUAACGACGGUCGCAAUUAUGAUCAGCUGUGAAACCUAUCAUUUUCUUGCCAUUUUCGAACAUUCGAAGGAAGAUUGUUUGUGAUAUAUUCGACGACGUGCGAUUGUUCCGAUGUUCGUUUGUGUUCUAAUAAACCGCUAGCGCUUGUUUUUCUGGUAGUGGCGGUGGCGAGCGGUGCGAGGAAAAGUGUUUUUACAACUUGCAACAAUGUUUUUUCAAGACGCGCGCGGCACCGUUUUCCUUUGCGCUAUUUUCCGCGUUUCUGUUAUUCUUGCUCCCGCGCGCGCGUUUCUCCGCAGAUGGAAAUUGGUUCGACGUAAAAACGCAAAGAAAACACCGACAUAAAACGAAAGGAGCGCCAGGGAAAAUGUAAAGAAAAAGUGCUGGGAAACUCGAAUAAAACGCGAUGAAAAAACAACACCGACAAGCGCCAACUAGGCGAGCUGAGCGUGUGUGUGUGUGUGAACGAAAUAGGAAAAGCGGAAAAGGGGUUGUUGUCAUACGGUCGGUGCUGUCGCCCCGUGUCGUCUAUUUGUUGUUGUUCGCGCUUGUAAAAACAUAAAAACAUAAAAAUUGCGAAAGGAGCGAAAGCAAAAAAUGCGCAUGGCAUUUUCGCCGCUUGGGGAGGACGCGCAAAGCCGGAAAAUUCGCGCGUCGGUAUCGAAGAAGUUAAGAAAACGAACACACGGACCUCGGAAUACCGCAAAUCGGAACACGUGGGAAAACCGUUCGAAGGAAUAAAUAAAAUGUAAAUAAAUAAGACUGGCGUAUAACUUUGACAGGGUUGUUGUUCUAGGAACUAAGAAAAUAAGCAAACAAACGAGACGAGAAACGAAAAUGUAAAAAUGAGUGUCUGAAUGAGACAAAAUUUAAUAUAACAAAUAUAAUGCAAUUUGUUUAAUUCAGACACUUGAAAAAUGGCAAGAUUCUUAUUAAAAAAGAAAUCAAAAGAAACUAUUGUAAAACAAUUUAUUUUUGGAUGAAAGGUAAGAAAGCAACAAAAAAAGCAAAUUCCCUGAAAAAAAAAAAACACUAAUACUAUUAUCUUAUCAUUUAACUUCUCUGCUAUCUGUUUUAUUAUAACUUAUUGCAUAAACCGCGCUCAUUUGUUUCGGGCGGUUUGCCACCAGAGUUACAAAACUAACCAAUUACAAAUAAACAAUAAACAGAGAAUAGCUUUUACAUAUUUAACUACUACAUACAACAGAACAGUGAACCUCAACACGUUGCCAUUAACUCUACCGAAUGUUACUAAAUGCUCAAAUACAAUAUUUAUUAUUACAAGAAUAACAAUUAACAAUAGGUGCGUUACAUACAUACAUACAGAUGAAUACAGUUUUAUAAUUGAUAAAAUGCAAAUAUACGAAUACCAAGGAUCGUCUACGAACUGGAAAUGUUAUCGUUAACAAUUCGAAGGCGGGUCAUUUUAUAUUUUCCAUGUAUGUUUGCUCAAGAGUACAAAUAAUACACUUGAAUUUAAUUAAAACGGCGGAAACGAAAUUUUUAACUUCUUCAAACUUGACAUGUUAUCUGAUUGAUGUUUUUCAAUGCUCAAAUAUCCUUAAACAAAAUGUGUACUACUUAAUUUACGAUGUUUGAUUGAAUGUAAUUUGUUUAAAAAUUGAACACGAAAAGAAAACACUGUUUGCGAUAUGAUUUCCGAUCGAUUUGUAAGAUUACGAUUUCGGCGAUCGUACGCUGUGAGGAUGAUUGCUGAUUACGAUGAUGAUGAUGAUGAUCGCGGUGAAGGCGAAGUGGAUCAUGUGGCGAUGGUGAUAAAUUAUGAAUACGUGGAGAUGAAUAUGAUGAUUUUGAAUCUCUUUGUAAUAUCGCAUAUUUAAAAAAUAAAUAUGAAUGUAUUUGUUAA